AAUAUAUAUAUAUAUAAGUUGUGGCAAAAAUUAUGAAAGAAAAGAAUGAGAAGUUGAAGAAUGAAUUUUGGCUAAGGCCAGCAUUUCAAAACAAUUCACCAAAAUGGAAAUAUUUCAAGAAGAAAACUACAACAACCUUAAUGAAAUCGUUGACUCUAUUCUUCUUUCUGCUCGUAGUUUCUCUCUUGUUCUUCGCGGGAUGGUUUGAUCUUGCAAAAUACACUAGUCAUUUCUACAAAAAAGUAGCAGCCCCAACAAUCCAACCUCAAAUUCUUGAAUUCCCUUUGGAUUGUAGUGCAUGGAAUCAAUCCAAUAAAUGUCCAAUUAAUUACCCUACUUCUUAUAAACCCUUAAACCCUAAUAACUCAACAUGUCCUGAGUAUUUUAGAUGGAUUCAUGAAGAUUUAAAGCCAUGGAAAGAGACAGGAAUUACUAGGGAAAUGUUGGAAAAAGGAAAAAGAAAUGCACAUUUUAGGUUAAUUAUAUUGGAUGGCAAAAUUUAUGUUGAAAAAUAUAACACAAAGAAAUUUAUUCAAACUAGACAUUUGUACACUAUGUAUGGAAUUGUACAACUACUAAGGUGGUACCCUGGAAAAUUACCUAAUUUGGAGAUCAUGUUUGAUACCGAUGACCGGCCGGUCGUCCGAUCGAAAGACUACCGGAAACCUAACUCCGACCCACCACCGUUGUUCCGAUACUGUUCAGAUUGGCAUAGUUUGGAUAUUGUCUUCCCGGAUUGGUCGUUUUGGGGCUGGGCUGAGACAAAUAUAAGGCCAUGGAGAAGUGUGAUUAAGGAGAUAAAAGAAGGUAACAAAAGAACAAAAUGGAAGGAUAGGGUACCCUUUGCUUAUUGGAAGGGAAAUCCACAUGUUUCACCAAUUAGAAAAGAUCUCAUGAAGUGUAAUAUUACUGACAAACAAAACUUUCAUACUCUCUUAUAUGUCCAGGACUGGGAUGAUCAAUCCAAAAAGGGUUUCAAGGAAUCAGAUCUUGCAAAUCAAUGCACCCAUAGAUAUAAAAUAUAUGUGGAAGGAUGGGCAUGGUCAGUGAGUGAAAAAUACAUUUUGGCUUGUGAUUCACCAACAUUGUACAUAAAACCUCAUUACCAUGAUUUCUUCAUGAGAGGAAUGAUUCCUCAACAACAUUAUUGGCCCAUUAGAGAAAAUAAUAAAUGUGGUUCCCUCAACUUUGCUGUUCAAUGGGGCAACAAUCACACUCACGAGGCAGAGGCAAUUGGGAAGGCAGGAAGUGAUUUCAUUCAUGAAGAUAUGAAGAUGGAAUAUGUAUUUGAUUACAUAUUUCAUUUGUUAAAUGAAUAUGCAAAGUUGCUAAAAUUUGAACCAAAAAUUCCAUCAGAGGCAGUUGAAAUAUGUUCAGAAUCAUUGGCAUGCACUUCACAAGGUAUAUGGAGAAAAUUCAUGGAAGAAGGGUUAGAGAAAUCUCCUAGUUAUACAAAUCCAUGUACACUUCCUCCACCUUAUGAACCUCAAGAAAUCAAAUCAUUUGUUGAACAAAAGAUAAAAGCCACACAACAAGUGGAGGCAUGGGAAAAUGAGUUUUGGAGUAACCAAAACAACAAGCAAUUGGUAUAGC
This is a messenger RNA of Solanum stenotomum, 1593 nucleotides long. RefSeq lists its product as uncharacterized. Bases 33 to 1592 code for a protein of 519 amino acids. The transcript is spliced from 6 exons. The record is from RefSeq and is a predicted model, not a curated record. NCBI's taxonomy places the organism in Eukaryota, Viridiplantae, Streptophyta, Magnoliopsida, Solanales, Solanaceae.